This is a messenger RNA of Tupaia belangeri chinensis (Chinese tree shrew), 1377 nucleotides long. It is a transcript of the gene GPBAR1, whose product is annotated as G protein-coupled bile acid receptor 1. Bases 244 to 1236 code for a protein of 330 amino acids. Gene Ontology annotation, molecular function: G protein-coupled bile acid receptor activity. Gene Ontology annotation, cellular component: plasma membrane. Gene Ontology annotation, biological process: G protein-coupled receptor signaling pathway. NCBI's taxonomy places the organism in Eukaryota, Metazoa, Chordata, Mammalia, Scandentia, Tupaiidae. The record is from RefSeq and is a predicted model, not a curated record. The transcript has 2 exons.
CAUCCCUCCAGGAACCCAGGCGGGUCAGAGCCAGGGCAGGCCAGCCAGGCGGACCCACUGUCCCCACGGAGGGGUGGCACCAUGCAGUCUCUGGCUAGAAUACCAGGCUUGGCCUAGAGCCCAACGGGGCUGGCUGCAGGACCUCGCUAACACUCAAGAGGGCCCAGGCUGGGUGGCCGCACCUGUCUGCAGCAGCAUGCACGCCGACUGCUGUCUCAAGCCUCCUCUGUCCCGAGGCCAGAAAUGACACCCAAUGGCACCUGGGAGGUGCCCAGCCCCAUUCCCACGGGGACCCUGGGGCUCUCCCUGGCCCUGGCAAGCCUCAUCGUCGCUGCCAACCUGUUCCUGGCCCUGGGCAUCGUCUGGGACCGGCACCUGCGCACCCCUCCUGCCGGCUGCUUCUUCCUGAGCCUGCUGCUGGCUGGGCUGCUCACAGGGUUGGCUCUGCCCAUGCUGCCAGGGCUAUGGAGCCAGAGCCGCCGGGGCUACUGGUCCUGCCUCCUCCUCUACUUGGCUCCCAACUUCUCCUUCCUCUCCCUGUUGGCCAACCUCCUGCUGGUGCACGGGGAGCGCUACAUAGCAGUGCUGCGGCCUCUGCGGCCCCAGGGUAGCACUCGGCUGGCCCUGCUCCUCACCUGGGCUGGCCCCUUGCUCUUUGCCAGCCUGCCUGCUCUGGGGUGGAACCACUGGACGCCUGGUGCCAACUGCAGCUCCCAGACUGUCUUCCCAGCCCCGUAUCUCUACCUCGAAGUCUACGGGCUCCUGCUACCUGCCGUGGGUGCUGCUGCCCUCCUCUCUGCCCGUCUGUUGGCUGCUGCCCACCGCCAGCUGCAGGAAAUCCGCCGGUUGGAGCGGGCAGUGUGCCGCGACGCGCCCUCAGCACUAGCCCGGGCCCUUACCUGGAGGCAGGCCAGGGCACAGGCUGGGGCCACGCUGCUGUUCGGGCUGUGCUGGGGGCCCUAUGUGGCCACCCUGCUCCUGUCAGUCCUGGCCUAUGAGCAGCGACCCCCGCUGGGGCCUGGGACUCUGCUGUCCCUCCUCUCCCUGGGCAGUGCCAGCGCAGCAGCCGUACCUGUGGCCAUGGGGCUAGGGGAUCAGCGAGACACAGCCCCCUGGAGGGCAGCCGCUCGCAAGUGGCUGCGGGCACUGAGGGGAAGAGCCUCCUGGGGCAGUCCGGGCCCCAGCACCGCCUACCACACCAGCAGCCAAAGCAGUGUCCACCUGGACUUGAACUAGGGGGAGGGCUGCUGCGGACUCCCAGCAGACGCAUCAUCCAUCUCAGCCACUAAGUCCCUCUGCAUCAUCCCCCACAUCUCAGGAUGAGACACCCUGCUCCUCAGACCCACCCUGAGUGAAUAAAGCUCUGGUUUGUGGUUA